Aureobasidium musti is the source of this 2451-nucleotide messenger RNA. Lineage: Eukaryota; Fungi; Ascomycota; Dothideomycetes; Dothideales; Saccotheciaceae. The record is from the annotation of a GenBank genome assembly.
AUGGGUAUGUCUACAGUGGGGAGAGAAAACGCCUCCAUGGCGCGGGACGCGCUCACCAAUCAUUCUAAGCGGGCCAUGAGCGGUGUAGCCCCCAAUAGAUUGUGCAAGCUUUGGAGUAUGCACUGCAUCAAUUCCAGGCACUGGAGNCAGCAAGACGUGACGCAGGAUGUCCAGGUAAAUGCUCANCUAGGACUCAACAAAUCUGCAAGAUCUGAUUUGCUCAACCAGGUUUACAUCGGAGGAUCGAUCUUCAUAUGGGGAACUGUGACUAUUAAUCUACUAGGCAAGCCGAAGCGCGUUUGGCAUCCUUAUCUUGCAACUUGGAUCCUAGCUGCUCUACUUGAGAUUUGUGUUCUUCUGGUGAAGAACUUCUCUAGUACAGGCAAGCUCGACUUUGGUUUUGAUGCUCCUUUGCAAGUUGGUCGUAUCGUGUGCCUGUUAGUUCUUGCUGGCAGUGUGGCGUAUUUCUCCCUCUGCCGUAAGCUAUCUCAACAUCGAGCCGAUGAAGAAUGUCGACCUUUGCUCGAUGUUCAUGGCAGACCGACUGAUAACUAUGCUUCGAUUGAAUCUGAAGAUGAAGAAGAUGAUCUGCUUGCUCUCCAAGACGAGGACGAUGGCCCUGACCAGACAAAAGAGUUGAAGGAGAAGCAAAGGAAGCGUUUGCAAGAGUGUGGAAGCUGGAUGGCAUAUCUGAGAGAUUUCAAAGUGCUUGCAAAGCUUGCCUGGCCUUCUGGAGAUCGAUCUGCCAAAAUCUGCCUGGCCAUUCUGAUGGUUGUCAUACUCGCUGACAGAGCUUUGAACCUUUUGGUUCCUAGACAGCUGGGAAUAAUCACCGAUAAACUCUCUUCGAUACGUGAUACUGGAGAUAUUCCUGUCAAAGAGAUCGGGCUGUGGAUGCUCUAUGUAUGGUUGAGUUCUUAUGCUGGUCUUCAUGCAAUCACUCAAUUCUGUCAAUUACCGAUCGAGCAGCACGCUUAUCGGAAGAUCGGGACCACAGCGUUUGGCCACAUCAUGAAUCUAUCCAUGGAUUUCCAUAGUAACAAGCACUCAGGAGAGCUGAUGGCAGCCAUUGGGCAAGGCCAGCACCUAUAUCGACUCUGCGAUUUCGUCUUUCUCGAUGUCGGCCCGAUGGUGUUCGAUCUAAUCAUAGCACUGGUUUACGUUACACUCCUNUUUGAUGCGAGCAUAACACUGAUCAUGAUUUUGGUCGGAGUUGGCUAUACCUGUAUUGGGUCUAGAUCGACUUCCUGGGCUAUGCAACGCCGCAGACAAUACAAUCAGGCUCAACGAAACGAGUCUAAGGUUCAGAACGAGAGUAUCGGAAACUGGCAGACGGUUGCACAUUUCAACAUGGCCGAUUACGAGUGUGCCCAGUACUCAAAGGCAGUUGAUGAGCAUAAUGUGGCGAGAGGGCGCUACUACAUGGUACACUACGCAGGAUACGCCGCGCAGAAUCUUCUGUUGCUCGUUGGUCAACUUUCGGCUGCGUUGCUUGCAGCAUACCGUGUAUCCCGUGGUGCAGCGCCAGUUGGCAAUUUCAUCACUCUAGUGACUUACUGGCAUACGAUUGAAGCACCCCUGACCAGCGUCUCAUUCUCUGUGAGACAACUCUCACAAAUGCUCAUUGACUCGGAACGACUUUUGGAGCUUUUACGUACUCAGCCAAGUGUUACUGACCGUCCCGAAGCAAAGCCACUACGCCUCAGGCAAGGCAGGAUCGAGUUUGACAAUGUCAGAUUCUCUUACGACGUUCGUAAGGCCUCUCUCGACAAUGUCUCUUUUGUCGCAGAAGCUGGCAAGACCAUCGCACUUGUUGGGGAGACAGGUGGCGGAAAGUCGACAAUACUCAAGCUGCUCUUUCGAUACUAUGAUGUGUCGAGAGGCAGCAUCAGAAUUGAUGGUCAAGACAUUCGAAAUGUCACCCUGAGUAGCCUCCGUGCAGCCUUCGGCAUGGUACCUCAAGAUCCAUGUCUGUUCAACACCAGUAUCAUGGAGAACGUCCGCUAUGCUCGACUGGAAGCAACAGAUGAAGAAGUCAAGGAGGCGUGCCGAGCGGCAGCAGUUCACGAUCGCAUCAUCUCUUUCCCUGAUGGUUAUCAAUCCACUGUUGGCGAGCGUGGCGUCAAGUUAAGUGGUGGUGAACUUCAACGCAUAGCAAUUGCCAGAGCAAUUUUGCGCGAUCCCCAUAUUGUGCUGCUGGAUGAGGCAACAAGUAUGGUCGAUGCUGAGACAGAAGCCGCGAUACAGAAAGCCUUUCAAAGACUGACCAAAGGGAGAACGACGUUUGUUGUCGCUCAUCGAUUGUCAACAAUUCAAGACGCAGACCUCAUUCUUGUUGUGCAAAAUGGCCAGAUUGUGGAAAGAGGCACGCAUGGGCAGCUCUACAGUCUCAAUGGCAAGUACACCAGACUUUGGUCGAAACAAUUGUCGAAGCAGACGACGAAAGCAUGA